AUGGCUGCUCAGGGCCACCCAGAGGCAAGCAGGCCGAAAACCGAAGUCCAGCCAUGCAGGUAUAAAACAGGGAAGACACUAGGAGCUGGGUCUUAUUCUGUCGUGAAAGAGUGUGUCCACAUUGAUACUGGCCGGUAUUACGCUGCAAAAGUUAUCAAUAAACGGUUGAUGACUGGACGAGAGCACAUGAAUAUCCUUACCCUGGUGGACUAUUUCGAGACCAUGAACAAUCUGUACCUCGUCACAGACCUAGCCUUGGGAGGAGAACUGUUCGAUAGAAUUUGCCGAAAAGGAAGCUACUACGAGUCCGAUGCAGCUGACCUUAUCCGUGCAACACUAUCCGCGGUAGCAUACCUUCACGAUCAUGGAAUAGUCCACAGGGACUUAAAACCAGAGAAUCUCCUGUUCCGUACACCAGAAGAUAAUGCCGACCUUCUAAUCGCCGAUUUUGGACUUUCGAGGAUAAUGGAUGAAGAGCAGUUCCAUGUCUUGACAACCACAUGCGGCACCCCAGGGUACAUGGCCCCAGAGAUUUUCAAAAAGAGUGGACAUGGAAAGCCUGUGGAUAUCUGGGCUAUUGGAGUUAUCACUUACUUCCUCCUCUGUGGUUAUAUGCCUUUUGACCGUGACUCCAACGUUGAAGAGAUGCAGGCCAUUUUGGUAGCCGAUUACUCAUUCACUCCAGAAGACUACUGGCGCAAUGUAUCUCCCACUGCGUGCGAGUUCAUUAAUCGAUGCCUUACAACUGACCCUCUUGCUCGUAUUACCUCUCAUGAAGCCCUACAGCACCCUUGGAUUAACCCUCCAGCCGAUCCAUUGAACCCCGAAGCCACUGGAAAAACUGGUACUGGUGAGGACCUCCUACCAGUUGUCAAGAAGAACUUCAAUGCCCGGCGUACAUUGCACAAGGCCAUUGAUACCGUUCGUGCUAUCAACAAGUUGAGAGAAGGCGGCGGCUUGAUGAUGGACGGUGCAAUGAGCAUUGAUCCAAGACCAGAAAGGGUCAAUGGCGAUCAGGUUACGCCCGAGAACGGAGGUCACGAUGGCCAUAUGGAGAUUGAUAGUAGGGGAAACGCUAGGGGCCAGACUGAGGAGCAGAUCAGAGAACAAGAGAAGAGAGUUAAAAACGUGGUUACAGGGUUGUGGAACCAGUCUGCUGCUGGACGGCGGUAA
Molecule: messenger RNA, 1173 nt
Organism: Trichophyton benhamiae CBS 112371
Lineage: Eukaryota; Fungi; Ascomycota; Eurotiomycetes; Onygenales; Arthrodermataceae
Exons: 4
Coding region: 1-1173 (390 amino acids)
Biological process (GO): protein phosphorylation; cellular response to oxidative stress
Molecular function (GO): calcium/calmodulin-dependent protein kinase activity; ATP binding; calmodulin binding
Source: RefSeq, a predicted model, not a curated record